This is a messenger RNA of Carcharodon carcharias (great white shark), 1141 nucleotides long. Its product is annotated as actin-85C-like. The transcript has a single exon. Lineage: Eukaryota; Metazoa; Chordata; Chondrichthyes; Lamniformes; Lamnidae. The record is from RefSeq and is a predicted model, not a curated record. Bases 4 to 1125 code for a protein of 373 amino acids.
AGGAUGGUGGAUCUCCAGCCCGCCAUAGUGAUCGACAAUGGAUCAGGCCUGGUCAAAGCUGGCAUCUCAGGGGAUAAGGAACCUCGCUCCAUCUUCACCAACGUGAUCGGCAAACCUCGGCAGAAAGCACUCAUCAUCGGGGCCGGUCAGAAGGAUUUCUACAUUGGCGAGGAAGCUCAGGCCAAGCGGGGGGUGCUGACCAUCAAGUACCCGGUGGAGCACGGCAUUGUCACCUCCUGGGACGACAUGGACAAGAUCUGGAGGUACGUGUAUGAUAACGAUCUGAAAAUCAAGUCCAACGAGAGGCCGGCGCUGCUGACCGAGGCUCCCCUCAACCCUCUGGCCAACCGGGAGAAGAUGUGCCAGAUCCUCUUUGAGGGCUUCGAGCUGCCGGCCAUGUACGUGGCCAUCCAAGCGGUGCUUGCCCUCUACGCCUCCGGGAGGACCACGGGCUGCGUGAUGGACAGCGGGGACGGGGUGACUCACACCGUGCCCAUCUACGAGGGUUACUGCCUGCCCCACGCCGUGCUGAGGCUGGAGCUGGGAGGCCGGGACCUCACCGAAUACCUGGUCAGGAUCCUGACCGAGAGCGGGGUCUCCUUCGUCAGCACGGCGGAGAAGGAGAUCGUCAGGGACAUUAAGGAGAAGCUGUGCUACGUGGCCGUCGACCUGCAGAACGAGAUGUGCAAGAAGCCCUGCGACGUGGAGAAGGACUACAAGCUCCCCGACGGCCAGGUCAUCAAGAUCCAAAACCAGAGGUUCCGCUGCCCGGAGACCCUCUUCAUCCCGGCUAACAUCGGCAUCGAGGCGCCCGGCAUCGACAAGCUGUGCUUCAACGCCAUCAUGAAGUGUGACAUCGACCUGAGGCGGGAUCUCUACGCUAACGUGAUCUUGGCGGGAGGCUCCAGUUUGUUCCCGGGCAUGGACGAGCGGAUGCUCAAGGAGAUGACAAAGAUGGUCCCCACCGGCACCCCGGUCAAAGUCUGCGCUCCUGCGGAGAGGAAAUAUUCUGUCUGGAUGGGGGGCUCGAUUCUCUCCUCCCUUUCUGCUUUCCAGCAGAUGUGGAUUUUAGCCUCUGAGUAUAAGGAGGUUGGAGCUAACAUUGUGCAUAGAAAGUGUUUUUGAAAGUUUUUUUAAAAAA